Saccharomycodes ludwigii is the source of this 864-nucleotide messenger RNA. RefSeq lists its product as uncharacterized. The coding region runs from base 1 to 864 and encodes 287 amino acids. The transcript has a single exon. Lineage: Eukaryota; Fungi; Ascomycota; Saccharomycetes; Saccharomycodales; Saccharomycodaceae. Gene Ontology annotation, molecular function: palmitoyl-(protein) hydrolase activity. The record is from RefSeq and is a predicted model, not a curated record. Gene Ontology annotation, cellular component: membrane.
AUGCUUUUUAAAACAGCUAUUAAAAUGUUAUUAGGUGGAGGCUUAGCCACUUUUUCUAUUGCAGUUUCAAUACUGUAUUUUAACCAGAAUAAAUUGAUAUAUCCAUCAUGGGCAAACAAUUCCAGAAAAUUUGUUGAUUUACCAAGCAGUUUUGAUUUACCUUUUGAAGAAGAUAUCAAACUAAUUACUGAAGAUGGUAUUCAAUUACAAGCUUUUGAUAUUAGAAACCCCAAGAGCAAAAGCACAUUGCUGAUUUUAACUCCAAAUGCUGGUAAUAUAGGCCACUUUUUACCAUUAGUGAAAUAUCUUUACGACAAUUUCAAUCUAUCAAUAUUCAUUUAUUCUUACAGAGGUUAUGGUCUGUCUCAAGGCACACCUAAUGAAGCAGGUCUAAAGCUGGAUGCCGAUAGAAUCAUGAAAUAUUUGACCCAAGAAUCUGAUUUCCAUAAAAAUAGAAAAUUGGUUUUGUACGGUAGGUCCAUAGGAGGAGCUGUAUCAAUUUAUAUCGCAUCUAAAUACCCACAAUAUAUUGAUGGUAUUAUCUUAGAAAAUACCUUUUUAUCCAUAAGAAAAGUAAUACCAUAUAUUUUCCCCUUUUUAAAAUAUUUCACCUUCUUGUGCCAUGAGGUUUGGAAUUCCGAAUAUGAAAUCACCAAAAUAAAUGAUAAAGUGCCCAUAUUGUUUUUGAAUGGAAUUAAAGAUGAAAUAGUACCACCUAGCCACUCCAUUAAAUUAUUCGAACUAUGUCCCAGUGAAAAAAAAUAUUUAAAAAGGUUCCCACUAGGUCACCAUAAUGAUACUAUUGUGCAAGAUGGAUAUUGGGAUCAUGUAUAUGAUUUCUUAGUUAAAUUUAAUUUAAUAUAA